AUGGCGUUAGAUGAUUCAAAAAUGCCUUUUCCGCAAAAUGUUCAGAUGAUUCAAAUACACAGUUUGGAGGUGAAAGAAACCAAUUUUGACCCGGAGCAAAAUGGAACGAAAAUUUGUGAGCCAAGGCCAUUUAUAGGACUUACAAAAGAACAACUAGAACAAUACCGCAAUGAUCCAUUUUGGAAAAUUCUCAGAUACAUAAUGUUUGCGCUUUUCUGGGUAGCGUGGAUUCUAAUGUUUUUGGGUGCUAUUUUACUUGUUGUAUUCAGCCCAAAGUGCGCACCAAAAAAAGAACCAGAAUGGUGGCGGAAACAAAUUAGUUAUCAGAUAUUUACACCUUCUUUCCGUGAUUCUAACAGUGAUGGAAUUGGUGACUUUAACGGAAUUCGAGAAAAGCUUGAUGACUUGCUCAAAAUUGGUGUACAGACAAUUUGGGUAACACCAGUAAUAGCUACUCAGAAGGAUGACUUCAAACCUUCUGAUAUAAUUAGCUUAACGAGUGUUGAUGAACGUUUUGGUACCAUCGAUGACCUCAAAUUAUUGAUAGAUCAAACACAUAAACUUGGCAUGCGCUUUACUAUGGAUUUACCAAUAUCGACAAUAUCUUCAUCACAUGAGUGGUUUAAGUCAGCGAAAGAAGGAGGUAAGUACUAUGAUUAUUUUAUAUGGAAGAAAAAAUCAGAAGUAAAUACUGGUGAAAAUUAUGUUGUCGAAGAAGGGAAUGAAAAUGCUUUCUUAACAUAUAAUGGAAAAGAUCCAGUACUCAACUGGCAUAACCCUGAUGUACGACAAAGUAUUUUUGAUGUUGCCAAGAAUUUCCUCAACUUGGGAGUUGAUGGUUUUUAUUUAGAGGGCAUCAUACAAAUAGUUAAAUAUUUACCAGCCCCGCAGAUGCUUAAUGAAUUCAUCAAUUCUUUACAACUACACGUAAAUCAAAAUGAAACAAUUGGUAAACGAGAAAUCGCUGUUUUUUCUACAAUGGAUGAUUUGGUUGAACUACCGACUUCAAACAGUUCACAAAAUAGUUUAUCACAGUUAACAUAUAUUAUCGAUAAUUCAGUCACGAGAAUCAACAAUGAAUCAUGUUUGGAAGGAUUAGCUCACUGCUUAUAUGUUUCAUUGAUUUCAUCGCUGGAACAGUUUCAUAGUUCGCAGCUUCCAUAUGCUUGGCAAUUUACAGACUAUCAUAAUUCUCGUCUCAGCACAAGAUUCAAUAAGGCAACAUCAACUUUGCUUACUUUUCUACAACUUUCAUUACCGGGUAUUGCUCACCUAUAUUAUGGACAGGAAUUAGCUCUUGAAGAUGCUGAUAGUGCAGCCAAUAAAUUUACUGGUCUAAUGCAGUGGGAUAGCAGUGAAUAUGGUGGUUUCACAUCUGCUCGAGAAAAACCAUUUUUCUCCACAACAACUAAUUACAAAGAUGAUAAUUUUAUGGCUCAGUACAGUGUUAGCAAAUCGCCCUUGAAAACAAUGAAAACUGUCGCGAAAAUACGCCAAGCUGAUGAUAGCUUUACACUUGGCAAAAUUUUAAUCGCACCACUUCAUAAUGAUGUUAUUAUGUUUGGUCGAUUCCAUCAAACAAAUGAUUCGACUGUUGGCGCAGCUUAUUCGGUCGUAGCAAACUUUGCCAACGAAAAAAGACAAGUUGACGCAUCUAUAGUGUUACCAGAGGAUCGCAAAACAUUGACAGCUUCAAUAAUUGCUGUUACGCCAAAUGUACAACAGUACCGAAUUAAUGAUAAACUGAAAAUUCAUGACCAAAAAAUUACUCUUGGGCCCCAGCAGGGAAUUAUUCUUAAAGUGGCAUCCAAAUGA
Messenger RNA from Thelazia callipaeda (thelaziosis nematode), 1815 nucleotides. The record is from the annotation of a GenBank genome assembly. Lineage: Eukaryota; Metazoa; Nematoda; Chromadorea; Rhabditida; Thelaziidae.